Molecule: messenger RNA, 1992 nt
Organism: Sebastes umbrosus (honeycomb rockfish)
Lineage: Eukaryota; Metazoa; Chordata; Actinopteri; Perciformes; Sebastidae
Product: calcium-binding mitochondrial carrier protein SCaMC-1-like
Exons: 10
Coding region: 252-1679 (475 amino acids)
Biological process (GO): transmembrane transport
Cellular component (GO): mitochondrial inner membrane
Molecular function (GO): ATP transmembrane transporter activity; calcium ion binding
Source: RefSeq, a predicted model, not a curated record
GUCGUCCUGACUCCGCCCUCGGUUACUGCAGUUUGCUUGUAAACGUUACAGGAGGAGGACACCACCUCUUCACGGGACAGUCUCUGCAACAUAAGAAACAGGAAACCUUUUUAAUCGCGAACGGGGAGCUCACAUCUGGAUUUUAUCAGGAUUAUUUUCAAUAUGAUUUAAUAAUCGGAUCCUGACUGCAGACAGGGCGACUCUCUCUCUCUCUCUCUCUCUGCGACUGCUGCUUUGCACAUUUGUACACAAUGUAUCAGACGUUACGGACGCUUUUACUAUCAAACGCCCGGUGCUGGGAUGCAGACAGCAAGAGGUCGUGCAAGGACUUGUUUGAGAGCCUUGAUACCAAUAAAGAUGGGAAGGUGGACGUCGCUGAGUUACGAGCGGGCCUCAAGGCGAUGGGCAUUUUCCGCCAGGGUGCCGCACAGAAAAUCGUGUCAUCUGGUGACCAGAACAAGGAUGGGAGUCUUGACUUCAACGAGUUCAGCAAGUAUCUGAAAGAGCACCAGAAGAAGCUGCGGCUGACAUUCAAGAGUCUGGACAGAAACAACGAUGGACGCAUUGAUGCCUCAGAGAUCCAGCAGUGCCUUGCAGAGCUGGGUAUGGAUAUCAGCAGAGCGAAUGCCCAGAAAAUAUUACAGAGCAUGGACAUUGAUGGGACCAUGAUGGUGGAUUGGAACGAGUGGAGAGAACACUUCCUGUUAUGCCCCGCUCACAACCUGGAAGAGAUCAUACGCCACUGGAAACACUCCUCGGUGCUGGACAUAGGUGACAGUCUUGCCAUCCCAGAUGAAUUCACAGAGGAGGAGAAGAGCUCCGGUGGCUGGUGGAAGCAGCUCGCUGCAGGUGCAGUGGCGGGGGCCGUCUCUCGCACUGGUACUGCCCCUCUGGACAGAAUGAAAGUCUUCAUGCAGGUUCAUUCUUCUACGACCAACCGGAUCAGCCUGGUUGGGGGCUUCCAGCGGAUGAUCAAAGAGGGAGGUCUGACUUCACUGUGGCGGGGAAACGGGAUCAACGUUUUAAAGAUUGCACCUGAGACGGCAAUCAAAUUCAUGGCAUAUGAGCAAUAUAAGAAGUUGUUAUCAUCUGAGGGCCAGAAGAUUGAGACACACAAGAGGUUCAUGGCUGGUUCUCUGGCUGGAGCCACAGCACAGACAGCCAUCUACCCGAUGGAGGUGUUGAAAACUAGACUGACCCUAGGGAAAACGGGCCAGUAUUCAGGGAUGUUUGAUUGUGCCAAAAAGAUCAUGAGGAAGGAGGGAAUCAAGGCUUUCUACAGGGGCUACGUUCCAAACUUAGUGGGCAUCAUCCCCUACGCUGGGAUAGACCUCGCUGUUUAUGAGACUCUGAAGAACACGUGGUUGUCGCACUACGCCAAAGACUCGGCUAACCCUGGAGUUCUGGUGUUGGUGGCCUGCGGGACCAUCUCUAGCACCUGUGGCCAGCUGGCCAGCUAUCCACUCGCACUUGUGCGCACACGGAUGCAGGCACAAGCGUCUCUGGAUGCGACAGACCAGCCCUCCAUGAGCAGCCUGAUGAAGAAGGUUGUAACCAAAGAAGGCUUUUUCGGACUUUACCGGGGCAUCCUGCCAAACUUCAUGAAAGUCAUCCCCGCUGUCAGCAUUAGCUACGUGGUUUACGAGUACAUGAAGACUGGCUUAGGAAUUUCCAAAUGAUGCCGCAAAGACAUGAAAAAGAACAUUUAUUUGUUAGACUUGAAAAAUACCUGAAAUAACUCAAAGAAGACAGACAGACGUCAAACAUACAGAGCAUGACUUCCGCCAGCUGGCACAGGAGUUCAGCGGAUGGAAAACUGUAUGUAUCCCACUAAGGGUCAUCUGUCAGUAGCUAAAGCAUUUAUCAUUUGUGCUGAGCAUGCUUUAAUUUGUAUCCUACUGUUACACACAACGCAUUUCCAAAAUAUGUACACCAUCCAAAGCCAGUUUUGACAUAAAGAUAGUAUUGUAUUAAAUGCACGCCUAAAAAUUA